Lasiodiplodia theobromae is the source of this 924-nucleotide messenger RNA. RefSeq names its product Polyadenylate-binding cytoplasmic and nuclear. Lineage: Eukaryota; Fungi; Ascomycota; Dothideomycetes; Botryosphaeriales; Botryosphaeriaceae. The coding region runs from base 1 to 924 and encodes 307 amino acids. The record is from RefSeq and is a predicted model, not a curated record. Gene Ontology annotation, cellular component: nucleus; cytoplasm. The transcript has 4 exons. Gene Ontology annotation, molecular function: mRNA binding.
AUGGGCUUCUCCCGCCCUGGGCCUCUGCGGCCCCAGAGCGAAAAGAACUUCUUCAUCGUCACUGGACUGCCCGAGCACUUCAAUUGGCAGAAGCUGAAGGACCUUGUCCGAGAUGCCACAACCAACCAACCGGGUUGGACGAAUAUAGACGAGUCCUGGCAUGGCCCCGAGGGCGCCAAGGGCUACUUCAGCGUCAAGUCGCAGCAAGAUGCAGACAGCGUUUACGAUCUCUUAGUAACGGUCAUGUACAUUCGGCUUGGGCGGCCAUUGCUCGUCCACCACUUUGAUGCCUCAAGCACGGAGCCUCGCUUGGUCAAAUGCAACUGCAACAGCUACUACCCCGAUUCCGGCGGCGGCCACUCGGAAAACAAAUCUCGCAUCACUUCCAGAUCUGUGCUGGCGGCGCAAAACAGCGCGGACUGGCAGCCCAUUGCCCACCCUCAGUACAUCCCCAACGUCUCGAUCCCAAUGCAGCACCCUGGCAUGACGGUGCCCAUUGCGAUGCCGCAGGUCCCAAUGUACGCACCGGCGGUAAGCUACUACCCGGCGGCUCCAGCCAUGACGGCGCCCAUCAUCCUGAUGCCGGCAAUGAUCAACGAACACGGGCUCCCCAUCAAUGCCACGAACGGCGUGGUCCGCACCGAGUCGCGAGGGCUGCACAUCUCCGGGCUGAACUGGCACGCGUCAGAGGCCGAGCUGCGCGACCUGCUCCGGCCGUACGGGCGGCCGCUGGGCGUGGACCUGAAGCGAAGCUACGCCACGGUCCGGUUCGGCACGACGGAAGAGGUCAGGCGGGCCAUCGAGAGCCUCGACAAGAGGUCGUGGAAGGGACGGACGAUUGCGGUGAAGGAGGACCGCGACUCGACGGCGGUCUCGCAGCCGGUGAUUGUCAGAAGCGCGCCGCAACAGAAGGCAAACAGGUGA